CCCCGCCGCCCCCGGGCCGGGGCCGCGCUGCUGCCGCUGCUGGUUCUUCUGGUGCUGCCGGUGCUGAGCCGCGGAGCCGCGCAGGAGCUGAGCCCCCGCGGCAGGAACGUCUGCAGGGCCGGCGGGAUCUGCGGUGGGGAGCCAGUCCUGGGUGCCUCCAGGGAUCGGGUUGCACUGUGGAGGGGUCAGUCCUGCACCGCCCAGGGGCCCGUCAUGCUACUGAGCCUGGACUGGUGGGAUGCAGGAUGCUCUGGGUAUCAUGGUGGAGCUGCCCCGGGCUGCUGGUGAUGAUGGAGUUGGCAGCUCCAGGACCCUCGGAUUUGGCUUCAGAAAGUGAGUGCUGGCACUCUUUAGCUGUCCUGGGGGGUCACAUCCUGCCUGCCUGGCUGGGGGCAGGGUCCUGGGAGGUGGCACUGCCUUGUCGCCACUCCCAAUGCUCUCUGUGUCCCACAGGUCACUGCAGAGCAUCAGCUCAGCUGAGCUUCUCCACAGAGCUCAGGCAUGGUGCUGCCCAGGCUCCUGGGCCAGGCUGGCCCCAGCAAAGGGGAAGACUGCCCACAGCUAAUGCCUCCUGCCUGAGAGAGCUGGAUCCCCUGCCCCUGAUGGGGGCCCAGGCCAUAAAUGCACCUUUACAUCUCACCCAUGAGGUCAGACGAGUCCACAAGGAAAACAUGUGCUGUGAGCGAGAGGGGCCGCAUAAUGGCUCCAUUCAGCAGGGCCGCACGGCGCUGGUGCCCCCUCCUCAGAUUACAACCUGAGUUUCCUAAGGAGGCAUUUCACGAGCCAGAGCAGCCACAGCUCCUGCCUGUGCUGUUCCUCGACAGGGGAGGAUGCAGGGAGCUGUCCCUCCUCUGCUGCCUGUGACCUGCCCAGCAAAGCUGCCACCAUGUCCUGGGGAUGGGGUGCCUGGGUGCUUCCCCUUGCACAGGGACCCCCCCAUCCACACUGGAUGAAGGUUGGGAAGAUGCUGCACCAGUACUGCAGGGCUUGGACUCGCUCCUUGUGCCACUCGUGGGUACCAUGGGGAUGUGCAAGAGGCACUGGCUGUUGAGUAGCACAGUAUCCGUGGGAUGGGCAGGGGGUGGUGUCCAUCUUCCUGUGGGAACAGGACCUGAAGACAACCUGGGAGCUGGGGAUAGUUGGACAGGGAUGGUCCCUAGGAAGCUCAGAUGAUGUUUGCAUCACUUUUCGCCCCUCACCCUUCCGCAAACCCUUCUUCCCUCCCCACCCACCUGCCUGGCACCCAAGACCAUCAUGACUGUGUACAAUGGGCAUGGAGGACAUAUCUCACCAUCCAAACCCAUCCUGGUGACCCCAAUGCCCUGGUGCUGCAGGUCCUGCCCUGUGCCUGGGGCUGGGGGCAGAGGGGCUAGAGGUGGCCUGGGGUCCCAGUGUCCCUCACCUGAGCCUGGUGAAACUGCUGCUUGGAUUCUAGGCUCUACAAAGCCCACCUGGGCAUCUUAUGGAGAUGCCACCACAGGUUUUGGAGGGCUCAGGGGGAGGAUGAUGUGACUUACUGAGAUCUGGCUUACAAGUAGCAAUUCAAGAAACUAUUUAGGGCAGAAGAAAAGGGCGUGUUUGGGGUUCUUCUGGGUUUUGUGUUCUAAAUGCAACUUGUCCCUAAAUUUGAAGCUCUUUUGUAAUUGGUUGCCCAUUGGCAUGACCCUCUCCAAAGGUGCUGGCGGGGAUGCAGGCUGGUGACAGCCUAGGCACUGCUUUGUCCCUGUCCUGCUCUCUUGCCAACGCUCUCAUUUGCUAAUCUUUGGGAUUCACUUACUUUUAUUUUCUUUCUCUGCCUGAAGGGUUUCUGUUUUUGUACACAGUCCUAUUCCUGCCUGCCUUGGGGAUCUCUGUCUGCCUGCACCCUGAAGCUGGGGUUGGGGAGCUGCAGCUGGCAUUGGCUGGGGGCGUGCCACUGGCUGGGACCCGCUGGUACCAAGAGUGCUGUGUGCCACACAGUGGAAGCUGGGUGGCACCAAGUGAUGGGUAACACAAAGAAAGAAGGAGAUUAGCACUGCAGUGAUGCUUGGGAGAAGCAGCAGGGCUGAUGGGAGUGUCAGGGAAUGGGGAAGGUGCCAGUGAUGCUCUGAGUGCCGGGGAUAUGCUAGGUGUCCACAGGGCUCCUCUGCAGUGGGCUGAGCAGGGAGGUCUCACUUGAGACCAUGGGCAGCAGCUCCCACCCAAUCCCCAGGGUCUUGCUCCUGCUUUCAGGGGUGUGAGCCUGCUCCUCAUUGUUCAGAGAGGGCUGUGUUGGUCUGGGUGAGGAGCCACCCCUCCUGCCUCAGGAGCCCUCUCCAUAGCUGUUGGUAGAGAGGAUGUGUUACAGGGAACAAUGUAGGAUACUAAUCCACAAGAAAAAUAUUCUGCCUCUGUGGAAACCCCAAGAUCCUUUGCUGAGGUCCCACUGAUGCUCAGCAUGAGCAGGAUGUGGCAGCGGGCUGGGGCCAAGGCUGGAAUGGAGCACUCAUCCCUGCAGGUGACAGCUCCGUGUCUGCCCACAUCGUGCUCCUCUUCCUCCACAUCAGCUGAGCUUCCCAGUCCUGGCCACAGCUCAGAGGCAGUUUUUCCUUUUUCUUUUCCCAGCAUUUGUAGCACUUUGAAGGAAAGAGAAAGAAAUAGGAAAUGUAUGUGCACUGGAUGUCUUCAUGUGGGUCAGGAGUGAGCUUUGAAACACCUCUCCCAGUUAUCCCUUUCCAGUGAUCAUGGGGCACGUGGAGCAAGCCCUCUUUUAAGGAGCUGAGGCCAUGAAACAUCUUAUAGUCCCACACGCUGAUGGGCGCUGGUCCCCUGCAGCCAAUACUGCCCCUCCCCUGGCUGGCUGUGCUCGGGGACCAGGCCAGGUACCACGCUGUGAGCACUGGUUUCCCAGUGCUGUCCUGGCUACCUCUCCUUGCCACGGGAGAGUGUUUGCUGUCAAAGCUGCUGAUAAACGGGGCAUGGGCUGAGCAGGGUGUGGGAUGCCAUUAACAGGCACAGGGAAAGAGAGAUUAGCUAUCAGGAAAAAGAUAAGCCCAAAAGAUAAGAGGUGGCGGGCUGGAUCCCAGCUGGUGGUGGUCAAGGUGCCACUCACCUCCUCCAGCUCAUGGCAGAAGAGUUUUUCCUCCUACCAGUGUGUUCUAGCAACUCCCAGCUCCCACUGUCAGCUUGGGGCUUUCAUCAGGAAUGAUGGUUUUUGGCGCAUCCCCUAUGAUGCCCUUUUUGGUGGCCAGGCUGAGCCUUUGGGGGGAGGAGGUUUACCAAGUUGAGGGGUUCCCUCUUGCAAACCCAUGAUGGUUUCAUCUAAAACCCCACCAAACUGAAUUUAUAAAGAGUGGAGUGGUGAAAGCAAUCCCAGGUGGAACAGUGGGGGCUUUGCCCAUACCAUGGGAAGGCAGAGGCACUGUGGACCCUUCCCCAUCUGAACAUCCCAGCACAGAUGACAAAGCUUUUCAGAGAGGGCAGCCUGAAACCUCUUGCAGAGGAGAACCUUGACUCCAGCCCACUCAGUCCUCAGGGAGGUGAUUUGGUGGUUGACCCCCCUUUGCUGUAAACCCCUUGCAUCCCCCUGCAUGUUUGGCGAGAGCAGAGCCCUCCACUCGAGCCCCGGGGUCCCCGUGGUGGGGGAUGUACGCGCCACUGCCACCACAGCAUCUUGCGACUGCUUCCACGGGCUGCGUAGAUGGAGCUAUUUUGGGCUCUGGCUGCAAGGCAUUUUUUCCAGGCCUCGAAUCAUUUUUGUGGUUCUUUUCUGCCUCCUUUCCAACUUUUCACCAUCCACGAAAAGGGAGACACGAUGCUCCUGGCUCAGCCAUGUGGGUGCUGCCCGCCCAGGGGCCGGUGGUGGGAGCUGCAUCCCCAGUACCCCAGUUUGGCCAAAGGGCUGCUGGCAGCUCCCUCCCUGGCCCCAGGACGAGGCGGUCUGGCAGCCAGACAUGGUCCUGUGACUGCACUGGGUUUCAAGCGAAUACUUCCUUGCUGUCUCCUCCUCUUCUGCAUUUGUUACGUAUAAAGAGGAAAAGAGAAAAAAAAAAAAAGCCAAAUGCAUUCCAGGCUGUGCUGCAGACCAGCCCGGGUGAAGUUUUCCUUGGCUGCAGCAACUGCUUGGACUGUUUGUGACCCUCCAGCAUCACUCCCAUCACCCGUGGGACCAGGCAGCGUGGAUCACCCUGAGGACAAGUGGGUGGCUCUGGGGAUGAGCAAGGGUCCCCAAACAGGGAAUUCUGUGAGGUUGUGGCACAGGGAUUGUACUCCCCACGUUUGCUUGCAGCAUCAUGAGUCCCUGAACAUUUGCUUGGACCCCCAAGUGCAGAUGAGGUGUCCCUACAUGUCCCAUCCAGGCAGGGAGCUGAGCAUCCCUGGCUGAGCCGCUGAGGGGGUCUGAUCAAGCUUGUGCCAAAUAGGUCUUGCCUGAUGAUCCUGUGCCUGGUGCUCCCUGGAGGUGGUGGCUCUGCAGGACACCCAGGUGCUCAGGGACACAUUCCAAUUGCCUGUAGUUGGCAUCCCCCUGCUGGGGGGCAUCCCCUGGGAACCGACUGUGCUCCAGCUAUUCUGGCCAGGUGGUUCCAGCCUGCCUUUAGGGUGCUGAUCCUAGGCCACCAAGCAGCGAGCUUGAGGUUCAGGUCAUGUUUUCCUCUGGGACAUUUAGAAUCUUCCCUUUUUUCCCAGCUCUGGGGAGGGUUCUGUGGAUUAUUUAUUUUUUUUACUGUAGAGGUUGUAAACAUGACUUUUGCUGUUUCAUCACUCAUUAAAGGGAGGAAGUGGUCUUGUUGUUGCUCCUCUAGUCACCUCAGUGGUUGGUGGGACAUCUGAAGCAGCACCCAUGGGUGCCCCCCUGCAGAUCCAUAACUCAACCCCCUGUGUGCUGAAGGAAGAGCCAAGAGCUCUCUCUGCCCCAUGGGGAUGCAGCAACCCCUCACAGGGCCUCUCAGCACCGUGGUUUCAGUGCUCCUUGUGGGUUAUUGGGAAGGACCAGGACUUUCUGAGUGUUGUAACUUUCGUGAUGCUUUUUCCCCCCUGCAGCUCCUCGGUGCUUGUGUGCUGCCUGGGAUGGAGGCAACAAGGAAGCGAGUGUUUAAUAGGUAAACACUGGCAUUUUGCUUCGUUGGACACUGCCCAUCCUUUGCUGAGCCCUCCUGGCCUCACCAUCACUGUCGGGGGCCACCCUGGUGUGUCCUGUGGCUGGGAUCCCCUGUCCUAGGGACCUGCAGCCAGGGUCCUGCCUCCCUGCAGUGCUCCAAGCCAGCAUCAUGUGGAUGGAAAGGGUGCUCAGGCCCAGACUUCGGUGUCACAGAGCUGUGGGGGUUUCUCUCCUUGACAGACAGCUCUGGGUCUAAGGAUUUGGGGCUGCUGCUCAGGGACUCGAGGGACAGCAAGGUGUCCCGUGGCGUGAAGGUGCAGCUGCAGGAAUGGGACCGAGAUUCCCCACAAGUGUUGCAGCAGCACAGGGAGCUGAGCCAGAGACACUGGUGGAGAAGAAGCUACCCAGACCAGUCACAUGUCUAUCAUGCCCCCAAUGGGGAGAGGCUGCUGGGGCAGGCAGGGACCACCUCACCUGGGUUGGGGCCAUACAAGGUGUCAAAGCUCUUUACUGGGGCCACAGUGAGCCCGGCAUGGAUGCUCAUCAUGAAAUCCUGGGAGCAUCAUCCCCAGCACUGCUACCACAGUGAAGGUGGCUGUUCAGGGUUCCCUGCAGUCUCGGCUGGCCACGGGGCUCACCACACCCCGGGAGAGCCACAGGUGGCAGUUUGCAGCUGGUAGCAAAGCCCAUGUAACCAACUAACCCACAGUGCAUGAGCCCUGUAACCGCUCACUGCAUGCUUUGGGAAUGGGAUGCAUCCCCACUGGAAGGGAGAAGGACAGGAUCUGCCAGGACAGUGUGGGGAGGACAGUCCCACAGUGAGCUGUCCCCAUCUCCUGCCCCCCAACCUUCACUAACUGUUAGACUCACUGCUCCUAACCUGUGUAAUCUGUCUGUUUUAGGGGUUUCUAUAGUAUCCAUCACCGUAGGUCUAACAACUCCCAGCCGUGUGUGAGGGGAACUUCACCUGCAAGGAGAACGAGGUGUGCGUCAGGCCUGGCGAGUGCCGUUGCCGCCAUGGCUACUUCGGCGCCAACUGCGACACCAAGUGUCCCCGGCAGUUCUGGGGUCCUGACUGCAAGGAGAUGUGCAGCUGCCACCCCAACGGGCAAUGCGAGGACGUGACGGGUCAGUGCACCUGCAACCUCAACCGCUGGGGUCCCAAGUGUGAGAACAUCUGCCUCUGCAAGCAUGGCAAGUGCGACCAGAAGACAGGCAAAUGCACCUGCGAGCCCAACUGGUGGGGCCCGCAGUGCUCCAGCUCCUGCUAUUGCAGCCAUAACUCCCAGUGUGACCAGCAGACGGGCAACUGCCUGUGCCAGCCCGGCUGGUGGGGCCGCGGCUGCAACAACCAGUGCUCCUGCAACAACUCUCCCUGCGAGCAGUUCACAGGGCGCUGCCAGUGCCGGGAGCGGACCUUUGGGCCCCGCUGUGACCGCUACUGCCAGUGCUACAAGGGCAAGUGCAACCAGGUGGAUGGGACCUGCACCUGCGAGCCGGGCUACCGGGGCAAGUACUGCCGCGAGCCAUGCCCAGCCGGCUUCUACGGCCAAGGCUGCCGGAGACGAUGUGGGCAGUGCAAGAGCCUGCAGCCAUGCACUGUGGCAGAUGGGCGCUGCCUGACCUGCGAGGCAGGCUGGAAUGGCACCAAAUGUGACCAGCCCUGCUUGCCUGGCUUCUAUGGAGAGGGCUGUGAGAAGGUCUGUCCCCCCUGCAAGGAUGGCCACACCUGCAACCACAUCAAUGGCAAGUGCUCCCACUGCAACCCGGGCUGGAUCGGAGAUCGGUGUGAAACCAAGUGCCGGAACGGGACGUAUGGGGAGAACUGCGCCUUUGUCUGUAGCGACUGCGUCAACGGCCAGUGCCACUUCGAGACCGGGCAGUGCCUCUGCCAACCUGGUUCCCACGGCACCUACUGUAACCUGACUUGCCCUCCUGGACGCUACGGAGCCAACUGUGCUGAAUCCUGCAGCUGCCACGAUGGCGCCUGCGACCCCCUGACAGGCGCCUGUCACAUGGAGGCCAACCAGAGGAUGGGGGUGAUCGGGGCAGGGGCCCUCCUGGCGCUGCUGCUCAUCCUCCUGCUCUCUCUGCUCUGCUGCUGCUGUGUCUGCCGCAAGAAGGACGAAACCUGCAGCUCCAGCCAGGACCCAGCAGCAGCCAAGAAGCCGCCAAAACGCUUGUGUGGACGGUUCAGCCGGAUCGGGAUGAAGCUGCCCCGCAUCCCUCUGCGCCGCCAGAAGCUGCCCAAGGUCGUGGUGGCCCACCAUGACCUGGAAAACACCCUGAACUGCAGUUUCAUCGAGCCACCCUCUGUGGUGGAGCAGCCUUCCCCAUCCUGGUCAUCCCGCGGCUCCUUCUCCUCCUUCGACACCACGGACGAGGGGCCGGUGUACUGCGUUCCCCAUGAAGAGAGCGUGGGUGACAGCAGGGACAGAGGGACACCCGCCAGCACCGAGGACAAGCUGGUGGCCCCCACUGGCGGGGAGGAAGCGGGCGAAUACACAUUCCUGAAGGAGACGGGCUCUGUCAGAGCCUUCCCAGCCGACAGCAGUGAGACCCCCCUGCUCAAGUCCUCGGACAGCGAGCGCUCCUCCUGCGGCUCUGGCUCGGCCGGUGCCGCGCUCUACGCCCGGGUCGCCCGCCUGUCCAAGCAGUCCAGGGAGGAGGAGGAUGCCACUGGGGAGCACCGCAGCCCCGGGAAGCCACCAUCUCCGGAAAGGACCAAGCCCCGACCCCCAGACCCAAGCACUAAGCCCAAAGUCUCCUGGAUCCACAGUAGGUACAACUCUGGCCAGUCCAACUCGCUGCCAGCACCCAGCCAAUCCCCAGACCGAGCAGCUGCCCAUUCCAGCAGCCCCAAGCAAGGCCAGGGCUUGGCCAAGAGGAAGAGGAGCCCGAGCGAGACAUCAGCCAGCAUGCAGGGCAGAGUGGAGGAGAAGGGCGGCAUGCGGGGCAAGGAGAAAAUGCAGAAGCAACCAAAAGAGCCUGGUGUCCCUGAGGGCAAAGCCAGCUUCGCAGGGGAGCCCCAGUCACCCUCCAAGCCCAAGCAGAGGAGCAAAGCCAGCUCAGAGCCGAUGGAGAACAUCAAUGGGGCAGUGCAGAACGCCUUCCGAAAGAUGGGCGCCCUCCAGCCCGAGCGGUGGGUCGGGGAUGGCAAGGAUGCUCCUCGCAGCCCCGGCACCAGCAAACCCCGCUCUGAGCCACUGCAUCCCCAGCUGGCCUCCGAGCUGGCUGCCCAGCUGAAGGAAAAGACUCAGAGCCUCAACAAGGGGGAUGUAGGCAUCCGGGCGAAUGGGGUGGGCACCCAGCGGGAGAAGCCCACCCCUCCACAGAAAGCCAAGCGCUCAGCGGCCGCCAGCGGCCAGAAGACCAGCAAACCCUUGCUGCCCACCUCUCCCCACCUGCAAAAACUGAUCCCUGGAGCGGCCGAGCCAGCAGCCGGGGAGCCCAAGUGGGUGGAGAAGCCAAGUGCUGGCAGCAGCCAGGAUCAGGUUCUCCCUGGUGAGCAGGCAGCCAAGAAAACCCCCAUUAAGAAGCCUCCCAGGAAGAAGAGCCGAGAAGCCAGCCUGGAGCCACCCAGGGCAGCUGCUGUGCCCGCCCAGGCAGUACAGUGACCAGGAGCCAGGCACCGGCCCCACACUGCCUGGCCACACACUGGGAAGGAGGACAUUGCCAGCACAACCAGUGGAUGGGGGAGCCUGGACUGGGCAGGGGGCACUGGAAGAGCCUUGAGCCUCCAUUUAUGCCCCUCCACCACUCUCAUCCUCCUUUUUCCUUUAGUCACCCCCACUCUAGGACCUGGUCCCUCCAUCCAUGCCCCGCUCCUGCUCCCUGCCUGGGUCUGGCAGCUCGCCCUCCCUCCCCACGCAGGGCAGGACCACAGGGAGCCGGCCUGGCCGCCACCCCAGGGGGGUCCGUGCGUGGCAUAUCCCCCCCUUUUUUGUAGCAGUAUUAUUGAUCGCAUAAGCAGUGCUUGUUGUACUCCAUGUGCCCACGGUAUAUUCUGCAGUAAUGGAGCCGCUCGCUUCCUGCAUCCCACUCUGGUCUGUUGGGCUUGCGGAGCACCGGAGAGCUCCUCCCAUUGAGCUACUGCUCAGUGCCCAGGGCAGUGCCGGGGAUGGCCCACAACCAUCCUUGGCAGCAGCCCCCCUGCCCCAGUGCCCUGGGCUCCAGGCACAGCUCUCCAUCGCCGGUCCUGCCGCAGCUGCGCUGUUCCGGCGUGGGGUCGAGCUGGUUUCGACUGAUGCCACCCUCCCCUCUGCCCUGGGGCUGCUCCUGUCCAGGAGGAAGCGCUAUUUAUGGACGGAGCUGGACACCCUUCAGGCUCCCACAACCCAUCCAGCAGAGUUGGAGGGAUUAGUUUGGUACGAGAGAGCCUGGCACCUCUGCAGAGCGCUUUACUAAUAAAAAUGUAUUUCUUCCAUA
This is a messenger RNA of Myiozetetes cayanensis, 9484 nucleotides long. RefSeq names its product scavenger receptor class F member 2 (gene SCARF2). Lineage: Eukaryota; Metazoa; Chordata; Aves; Passeriformes; Tyrannidae. Bases 6142 to 8673 code for a protein of 843 amino acids. The record is from RefSeq and is a predicted model, not a curated record. The transcript is spliced from 11 exons. Gene Ontology annotation, molecular function: scavenger receptor activity.